Podarcis lilfordi (Lilford's wall lizard) is the source of this 39680-nucleotide messenger RNA. NCBI's taxonomy places the organism in Eukaryota, Metazoa, Chordata, Lepidosauria, Squamata, Lacertidae. The record is from the annotation of a GenBank genome assembly.
AUGGGUGGAGAGGCGAGCAGGAAGAGGCAUUUGGAAUUCAGUGCGGCGGCUGCGCAUGCGUCGGAUGAGGAGCAAAGGAUGUGGGGGAGUGGAGUUGACCCCAUAGAGGAAAACUCAGCACCUGCUCUUGAUCGGAGGUAGGUCUCUGUGCACUCAUGUGUCUGAUAGUUAUGGAUCUAGGUCGGCCUUGGCCAAGCUGCUGCCCUCAAGAUGCAUGCAUGUGUUUGUGUACAGGAGUUCAAGUGCAAGGUGAUUUUACAAAAUAAAUCGUAAUGGCUCAUCCAGGGCUGGUGCAAACAUCCCCCCAGCGCCCCCAAAUUUAGUUUAGCCCCCAAAUUAACUUUUAUUAUGCUCAUGUCAGACACCACGCUUACACCUUUUCUCUUGUUUACGAAAGGAGGAAAAAUAAACUUUUUUAUUUGCGUUUUCAUUUACAAUACACUUAUACUUAAGUAUACAACACCACCACACUUAAACUUAUAAGUAUUGUUUAGGCCACCUACUUAGGAGAAACAUCGGUUGUGUCAAAGGCGGCACUGACCCUGCUGCCGCAUAGCAGCUCAAUACAAUACGUAACAUAAUAUUUUGAUGUAAGAGUAAAUUUCACGUGCACGGCGUCGUUGAGAAUGACAAGCACCGUCGUUGAGUCUGACAAGCGCUGCUGCUGGCGAAACAAGUCUUUGGUAAAUGAGCGCACAAAGUCAAAAGUCCUUUAGUGAAACAGUAGGUAUACAUUUCGAUAAUACCUAGGUAUAUAUGUAUUUUGUUUUUCUAGCUUGAUCAAAAUUAUUUAUUAUUUCACAACGGGUAGAUAGUUAAGAGCUUAGGCGGCUUCAGUGGCUGGCACCCCCCAGAAUUUGGCGCCCGGGUUCCCCGCACCCCUUGCACCCCUGGGGAAAGACGGCUCUGGGCUCAUCCAUCCUGCAUAUUUAAGCUCCUUGUUCCAUAAGAAAAUGCCAGCGGGUUUUUCCUCCUUGUUCUUUACCUAAAGAGUUAUGUUGCCAAACUUCUGUCGGCAGCCAGGAAGAUGAACAGCAGCCACGGUGGAGAGGAACCAGCCUGGGGAAUGGAGAAGGCCUCCUGCAGCAGAAUGGGUAGGCUCAAGUGCAACGAAGCGCUGUGUUUUGUUCAUUUUGGUGAAGGCAAAUGCUCCUAUGGAACUCCCUCCCACAAGAGGCAGGGAUGGUCAAUUCAUUAUGGAUCAUUUCCCAGUACUCUUUUACCCUUUUAAAUGAAAAAAAUGUUUUAAAGUACUCCCCCCCCCCCCAAAAAAACGGAGUCCGUUCUGUUGGGGAUAAUCCAGACGGAAAUUCCCAGGUGUCAAUACAGGUUAUUUAUGUAUGCUACUACUGCGGCCGGUGUUUUGUUAGCCCCAAAAUGGAAAAUGAGCGAGGUCCCAACCAAAGAAUGGCAACUUAAGUUGACAGGAUAUGCACAACUUGCAGACUUAACACAUAGAAUAAGAGAACAAGAAGAAUAUAACCUUUAAAGAUUGGGAAAUGUUUAUGGAAAUAAUUGUAAACAGCUGAAAACGCUGGCAGCAUUAAGAUAAAUUCAACAGUGUAAACAAAUUUUUGAAUGAGUAUUUUAAAUUGUAAAACAGAAAAUUAAUUUUUUUAUAUAUAAUACUGGAGGAAGUGAUGGCCACCAACUUGGAUGGCUUAAAACGAGGCAAAUUCAUAGAGGAGAGGGCUACCCGUGUAUCCCGUUGGAAGCAAUCCAGUCUGAAUACCCAUUGCUUGAGGUCACAGGAGAGGAGAGGGCUCUUGUUUUCGAAUCCUGCUUGCAGGAAGUUUCCUAUGGACAUCUGUUUGACCACGGUGAGAACAGGAUGCCAUUUUGCUCUGAUCCAGGAGGGCAGUGUUUAUGUUCUUUUGUUAGGGCUGGUCAUUUAUUAGUUUUAUGCACCUGAUUCCUUCUUCUUAUGAAAACUAAUUUGCAGUCCUCAUGCAGAUUGUCGGAACAAGAUGGACGGGGUAUAAAUAAUACAUUAUUAUUAUAUAGUGACUUUGUGAAAGCUUGGGCAGUAUGUGAUUGUUUCUUGGAGAUGACAUAAGGGGAUUGUGAAACUAAAUGGGUUAAAAAGAUGUAGGACCACGGUGGAAAUGAUGCAAAGGAGUGUGGAGAUUUAGCUCUUUGGUGCUCUUGGAGUGAGUGGUUCUCUUGUGACUAUUUGAACCCCUUCAGGUUUGAAUUUUAGUGAUGGGGAAGUUUAACUUAGGUAAAAAAGGUAAAGGACCCCUGGACAGUUAAGUCCAGUCAAAGGCGACUAUGGGAUUGCAGCACUCAUCUCACUUUCAGGCUGAGGGAGCUGUUAACCUUCCCGCCACAGCGAUACCUAUUUAUCUACUUGCACUGGCAUGCUUUCGAACUUCUAGGUUGGCAGGAGCUGGGACAGAGCAACGGGAGCUCACCCCAUCGCGGGGAUUUGAACUGCCAACCUUCCGAUCAGCAAGCCCAAUAGGCUGCGUCCCCCUGAAGUUUAACUUACUGAAUGUGGCAUGAUGCUUUCUGGUUUUCUGUUUCUAAUCUUAUCAGCACAUGGACAAAUCCUGGUCGAGGUGACUCCACCAUGAUGAACAACCCUGCUAACGUCAGUGUGGACGAACCUGUACAAAAAUUAGCUGGGAGAAAGGAGGGACAAAGGGCUCUUCCGUUUGAUGGCUCCAAUGAAGUUUUGAUAGGUAAAUCCUUUAAAAAAAGGGGGACGGGCAACAGUCCCAGAGCAGAAGCUUUGAAAGGAUGUGGUUGAGGCAGGUGAGCAGGAGGGAUUAAGGUCACAGUAAUUUGAUGGCAUUCAAAGUUAUCUCCACAGGCAUGCAGUCUCCGCUACUGUGGUUUCCAGUAACUGGUAUUCACAGGGAUACCCUGAAUUCAGACCCCUUGCUCCCCUUACAGAACUAACAGUUUCCAGGUAGCUAACUCGCUUAAGGCGGUAAUCACACAUGCCCUGACUAAGCUGUAAGUUCUACUAAGAUCAUUAGGACUUCUCUUUGAGUAGAUCAGCUUAGUGUUGCACAGUAAGACCACUGGUACUAUUUUGCAGGUGGAAUUCAGUGGUAUAUAUUGGCGAAUUCAGAUUGGGGAAUUAAAAUGACUUCGUUGGUCUUGCACAGCAAACCUGGCACCCAAAAGCAUUUAAAAAAAAAAUCAAACUUUUUUGUGGUAAGGACUUUGGAGAUGGGGAAAUGCAGUGGGAAGUGUGGGAUAACUGAUGCUUUUCAUGACAUGAAUGCUCAGUAAACAGUGAACAUAGCCUCCACAAACUUUGUGUAGGCAAAUUAAGAUGAAACACUCAAUAAACAUGCCAACUGGAAGCAACCACAGUCCGUAAUGUGCCUUGGGAACUAAUGCCGAGCCUGAGGAUGUGGGUGGUAUCUGAGUCAUGCUAUUUUGCACAUGCAAAAGCUGGCAAAAUCACAUGCAAAGGCACCACAUGGCAGAAUACACACCUGCAGAGUCUUGUAGUCACUUUUCUUUUCCCCCAAAUGCCUCUCUUCCUGGCCCUGAGGCCCUGUUGCCUCUCUGUAGAAUGGAAGUUCAGGUUGUAAGAGAGCAGGAGCUGCAAUUUUUGCAUCUCUGUGGCUUGGGGAUUUGUCUGGUUGCAUUGGGAGAGUGGGUGCAGCACUGAAUGAAUGAAUGAAUGAAUCAAUCAAUCAAUCAAUCAAUGGGGAAAUGAAGAUUAUAAGGAACCGAUGCUAUCAAGCAUUUGCUGUCAGAGCCUUCAGCUUCUGAACUCACUUUGAGGAUACCGUUUGUCACACAAAGACACAGAGAUGUGUGGGGCACGAUUCAUGGACAAGCAGUACAAUCCUGAAUAAAUGGAUGAGAUUAAGACUCCAUCCAUACCUCGGUUUAUAGUGGAUUGUGAACCCUGUGUCACCAUUAAUUCCCCCUUGUCUAUGCGGUGUUCUCCUUCAACCACAGCUGCUUGAAUCCUGCUUGCAGGUUUCCCAGAAGAGACAUUUGGAUUAGAUGGGACAUUGCCCUGAACCACUAGGCUGGUCUCACGUUUAACAUCACCUGCCCACUGUGACCUCUAAUCUUUGUGAGGAGAUAAUUGAGACCAACACCUCCAUGCCUGUGUUCUUGACUUCUGAAAGGCACCCAGCUAAUUACUGUUCAUUCACUUUGGCCCAAUCCAAGAAGGCAGUUCCAGUUUCCUUAUUGGGCUGCCAGGUGAGGCAUUCCUUUCCUCGUGCUGUUUCUUAUGCCCUCCAUGUAAGAAAUAGCCUGUGUCUGCAGCCUCAAGGUUUCGGUAGCUGAAUCGCCUCUUGCGUCGUAGCCUGAAUCUGUCCUUGUCCCACAGGAGAUCCCCCACCUGUGAUGGCCAAGUCGUUGGAAGCCCAGACGGAAGAAAGAUUUGAGUGGAGCAGCCUGGAUGGUUGGCUUAGACACAGAGCUGACGAUGGGAUGCAGUCCCUCAGCAAAGGCACCCAGACAGAAGGUAACUCAAGGCGUUGCAACUGAUAUUAGCCGGGAAUAGCCACGCAAGCUGGGGUUAAUUCAGGGUGCAAGGGCUUCCUUUGGGCGGCUGACUCUUCCUUCCUAGGGAAGCAUGAGAAUCAUGUUUAUUAAGGGCAUAACCCUCUGAUGGAUGCUGUGCAAAAGAUGAAACAGGUCCCUGCCAGAAUGGCGCAACAGGUUCGGGGCAGGACAAAGCACAGACUUCAGUAAAUGAAAUAUUCACUUGCUGUUAAGCAAAGCAAACUUAUGCAUUUUUUUGCAGUAGGCCAAAGCCUGGACCCUCCUUCUGGUACAUGACAAAGACUUGGGAAGAGGGCUGUUGUGAUUGAAUCCUGCUUCCCAAAGGCAUCUGGUUGGCCGAUGAGAGAACAGGAGGUUGGAGCAGAUGGGCCGCUGGUCUGAUCCAGCAAGCUCUUCUGAUUUUCUUAUGCACUGCAAAGUGCGGGAAGACUGUUGCUUGACGCAAUGUUGUCUGCCCUCCCUGCAGACACGGCAGAAUGAGUUCUGGUUAAAUGUCGUAGUCUAUUAUUCCCUGCAAACAAAUCAUAUGCUCAGUAAACAAGUUGUCUGGAAGCGACCUUGAUCUUCAGAGAUGGAUCCUUGCAGAUCCAGAGUAAUUAAUUUUCCUUCAUUGCAGUGCUGCAGUGGAGGGAAGGGAGAGAGUUGACUCUUUCCUUUUGAUCUCCAAGGAUUGUGCCCAGUCUUAUUUGUGACGGUGCACAGAAGCGAUUCCUGUUAAACUCUGACUGUUCUAUAGGAGAUUGAAGGUGGUUUCUGACUCCCGGUAGUUUAAGAAUAGCAAGGAAACUUACAGGCAAAAUAAAUUAUCUGCCGUGUGCUUAUUUCUUAUCUUUCAGCUUCAAUGCUCUCCACCCAUCCAAUAACGAUAUUAAUUGGUUGCCUGUGCCUGUGCCCUUGAGCAGAUCUGCUGGCUGCUUGUAGGGUUUUAUGUGAGGGUCCCAGAUCUAUAGUGUAGCCUUCGCAACCUGGCACCCUCCAGAAACCUUGGACUACAACUCCCACCAGUUGUAGUCCAAAACAUCUGGAGGGCACCAGAUUGGGGAAGGCUGCUGUAGUAACUCAGACAUAGAUUUCGACUUGCAUAUCCCAGUGAAUGGCUCACUGGUGUGUGUGUGGGGAGUGGACUAGGCCAUUGGCCCCACCCCCUUUGAGCCUGCAUUUUGCACCUGGCGCCGGGGGAUAAACCUCGAGGGUUCUAAUAAGUGAUAAAAAUAGGUCUCGCAACUUGGAAGGCUGCCAGGCUGUGUGAAUCAGAAUGUGACCUCUUUCUCCCCGAGUGGCAAAGGGAACUGCUUCGGCCCUGGGAAGUGGAACUUUCUGGCAGUGCAUGAGAACGGAAGGAAGUGGGCCCCAGGCCUCUGAACUGGAACGUGAAGAGGAAGUGAAAGAGCUGGCAACCUUUUUGUGCCCCUCUUCUUUUUUUAGCAUGUCUGAGGGUCUUUUUGCUUGAGAGCCCACUUCUCUGCCAGAGACUUGUGGAUCCUUGCCACAUCUGGAGCCGGGGAAGGGCUAGGCUCUGUGCCUGCUACCAUAGGGUCUGGAAGAUAAAAGGUCUGCAGUCCCUUGUGCAGGUGCUGGCUGCAUUUUGCAUGUUUUUCUGCCUGUGAAACUCCCCCUCCUCUUCAUUGGUUGAGAGGAGGAAGAUGCAAGCAAGGCCUGGAGGAUAUGAAUGGCAAAAGACUUUAUUUUUAUUAUUCCAUUUCAUCUAUAUCCCACCUUUCCUCUAAGGCAAGGCAGCUUACAUAGUUCUCCCUCUUUCAUCUUCACAACAACCCUGUGAGGUAGGCUAGGCCCAACGUCACCCAGGGAGCUUUGUGUCUGAGUGGGGAUUUGAACCCUGGUUCCCAGGUCCUAGUCUGACACUAUAACCACUAAAUCACCUACUCUUAAGCAGACUUGGAACUCUUCCAUGAUUCCUGCAACUAUUCGGUGUUACACUAGGCUAUCUUAUUGCCAGGAGCUCUGCCUGGUCUCCUCUGCUUUCUUGCACCCACAACUGGCCCAGGAGAUAUUUUGCUGCCAGAGGUGAAGGGCCACCAUUCCAUCUUCAAAAGCCGACUGGAUUGGCACUUGAUUCUUCCUUUAGCACUAGCUCAUAGCUGUCCACUUUUCCCUUUUCUUGUGAGGAAUCCUAUUCAGAAUAAGGGAAUUUCCCUUGAAAAAAGGGAAAUGUUGACAGCUAUGCACUAGCUAUGGGGCAUCUUCAUUGCAUCUGAACUGAAAGCAGGAGGCUAGCUCAGGGUUUCUCCAGGAAUUGUGGUCCCCCCCAGGUGUAUUCUGCAACACAUCACUGAUGUAAAAAUAGUGCAUUUAGAGCGGAUUUAUACUGGACCGUCCAGACGUCAUUCCGCUUUGUUAGUUGCUCAGCGAUGCUUCUCCAAUGUUAUGCUAUCUGGAGGGUCACCCUUGCACCACAGCAAGACAAAAGGAGGACAAACAUGGCAGAACAUUUGCUGUACAAAAAGUUGCAGGAUUUCAGCUGCAGGCCAUGUGCUGCUUGGAAAUGAAGCAGCGUGCCUGCCCCGAAACCUUUGCAGGUGCAAACAGUAUUGAUGAUGGGGUUGCAAAUAACCACCGCUCAUACCAUCAUGAGCAGAAAUACUCUUGAAUGGACAAUACAAGGGGAUGUCAGGAGGGUCCUUGAGAAGCCCAGAGCAACCCAUGUAGCACACUUGGCUCAGACCGCCUUGUUUCCCUCGUUGUCUGAAGCGGCUGCUUCACUCCCUGAUGGUAGGGCCAGCCCUAUUCACACCACACCCUUUCCUGUUGUGUUUUCAACUGUGUCAGGCUGAACUGCACAGUUUCACAGGAAGCCAAAUGCUGUGCUGGUUUCUGCCCUGGCUUGCAGAGGGACAUCCCUGGCAGCAAGAGUGGGUUUUUAGGAAGAGGAAAGCAAGGUGUUGUUUGAAAUUGCAUCACAAUCGUGUGGGUUCCCUCGGGGCUUCUUCUGAUGUAAUGGGAACACUUUGAAAUGAUUCCUGCUGAUAACUGCAUGCAGAAAAUGUGACAUGUGUAUUGGAAAUGCUGGAAGCCAGAGAGCAAAAUGUAAGCUCGUCAUGAGAGAACAGAAAAUGCUCCGAUCUGAACCUGCGUGUGAAGGGUUUGCAGCUCCUCUUCAACUAUUUUUCCACCCAAAGAGCCCAAAGCCCAAGUGCCUUUUAUGAUGAUGGUUUAUUUAUUUAUUUCUUACUUAUACCCAGCCCAUCUGAGUGGGUUGCCCCAGCCAUUCUGGGCGGCUUCCAACAAAAACACAGGGGAAUAAAGGAGUCUAAAAGGAUAUUAAGCAGGUUAACUCCUGGGACUAAACACUCCUUCAGUUCAAGGCAGCUGACAAAAAUAAUAUAGGUGCCACACAAGACCUGUUCCACAUUUGUAAGAACUUGAUCUUUGGAACUUGCCACAUAUUGACAUCAGGCAGGCGACUUCACUAUGCUCUUUUCAGCGCCUGCUAAAAACAUUUUUGUUUAGACAGGCCUACCCAGAUGCCUAGAACACUGAUGUGUUUGUAGCUUAUUGCUGCUUCUAUUGUUUUUAGUUUAUUGUUGACUUUAUUGUUUUAAAUAGUUGUUUUAAUUAUUCUAUAAAAUUGUAUAUCCUUUUUGCAAACUGCUUUGAGUUUUUUUUAUAAUCAAGUGGUAUAUAAAUUUUAUGAAAUAAAUCAAUAAUAAAAAUACAGCAAAAACAAUCAAACUGUGUGGGGGAGAGAGAGGAAGGGAGGGAGGGAAGGAAGGAAGGGACAAGCAGCAGAUGAAAAGCCAGUGGAUCAUAAAAAUUAAACAAGCAGCACUUGCAAUAAAAAUCAGAGACAAUUCUAAGCCAGAAAAGGUACAACUAGCCUCUAAAGCAGGAUGACUAACUCUUUUCCAGGCAAGGGGGAUGCACUGACUUAUGGUCAACUUUCCUUGUGCCACUUUUUAAAGGGGGUAUAGUUGAAGUGCAAGAACAUGGGAGUGGGCAGUAAAAUAGGGAUUUUGAGAAUAUAAAUAUUGUUAUAUAAAAAUUGACAAAUUUUGGGGGCUCUUGGCGGUCAACUUUGGGCAGACCUUGCCCCUCCCCCCCAACCUUUUGGCAUCAUAGUGUUGCAGUGAAGGGACCUAGAGGCACAAUACAAAAAAAAGUUUCAAUUUGAGGAGGCCUUGAGGGCCCACAAAAAACCUUGGAGGUGGGAACUCACAUACAUAUCGGUUAGUUACCCUUGUGUUUUUUAUUGUGUGCUGAAAUGUCAACCUUCCUACUGCAAGGGAGUUGUUUGCGCUGCUAGUUUAGCUUAGCUGUUACUUGUAGCCUGUCGUAAUAAUAGAACACGCCUGUUAGUAACCUUAUGCAAACAGAUGCAUUCUGUGGAUCAGGAUAACAAGUAGAGAACGGCCGCUGUCUUUUCCACAUCUGCUUUUCAGUGAAGUUGCUGUGAUGUACUACUUGUUAUCUGUCUCUCUUUUGCCACAAGAGGGCAACCUCUGCUAUGUUAAUAGCAAUUGCUGGGCUUGAGUAUGGACCUGAAUGCAAGGCACCGUACCCUGUGUCCUCCUUCCAGAUGGAAUGUUUUUAAUGCUCAAGUGCAUCCUUUUAAUUUUUUGACGUUUCAGCCACGUGUACAGACAAUGAAGAUCGACAUUAUUUCCAGCCUAGAAGAGAUCAGGAUACAGUCUACAUGUUGAAGGUGGCUGAAAGGUAACUAGCAUAUGUAAAACUGAGGAAGGAAGAUGCCCCCAGUGUGAGAACAGGAUGCUGGAACUAGAUGGGCCUUUGGUCUGUUUCAUUAGAGAUGUCCUUCUGUCCAUUGGUCCAGCUAUCUCAGUAUUGCCUACACUGAUGCAGCGACUUUCCAGCGUUUCAAGCAGUGCUUUUUUCUGGGGGGGACGCAGGGGUACACAUAGUGUAGGGCCAUAGCAAACCCCCCCAAAUGCCGUCAGGAGAACAAGGCUGGCAUUGAUGGAACAGGCUCAAAUGUUUAUUAUUCAAGGUUCUAAAGAGAUAAGCAGACUCAGGAAUGCACAUUGCCGUGGUGUGGUGAGGCUGGUGGGGCCAUUGCAGGAAGGAAGGGGGGCAAGCCCAUGUAAGGACAUAGGAAGUUGCUAUAACUUUCGAUUUCCCAGAAAUCAGGUGGUACUGUAUUCUGCAAAUGUAUAAAAAGGGGGCGCACCCUGACUGGGGUGUGCAGAUUGCAAACUCAUUGCUCUGUACCUUUGUUCUGCAUAUGCAUUUCAAAUAAAUCCUGUUAAAUCCUGCAAGGUUGGUUGCCACUUCGUGUGAAUCUGUGCUCCGAGGACCCAAUAGCGGAUAUGGAAAAUGGCCAACAUUUCCCCUAAACAUUUUGUGAAUCUUUGUACUUUUGUCCAUUUACUGUUUUUAUUUUCCCCAAUUUGAACUAUAAAAUGGUGAUUUUCUUGAGUCGAGAGUACCCCUAAACAUUUUUUUAAGGAAAAAAAGCACUGGUUCCAGGCAAGAGUCCUUCCCAGCCCUACCUGUAGACUGAACCUGAGAUUUUUGGCAUGCAAAACAGGGUGCUGUGCCACUGACUUAUGCCCUUUAAAUAACAACCCUGAGCGCAGCCAUAGCCUAUUGCCUCUGGGAUGGUGUAUAAUGGCUCAGAAAGGAAGGAAAUCCCAGCAAAGCCUACUGUUCUUUCUUGCCAGGCUUUGAAGCUCUCUCUCUCUCUUUCCCCCCUCUCCCUCUUCCUUUGCCCCACAAUUUUGGACAGUGCUGAGAAGACGAUUCAGCAAGGCUUGAGAGAAUUAUUUGGUGCCCUGAAGAUCCUUGUUAAUGUACCCAUCAUUUUCACAGUAGAGUUGAUCCAUUUUCUCAACAAAUCCAUAUUCCAGGUGAGAGGACUCUACCUCAACUCUGCAUUGGCUCUUAAUUCAGAAAUGGGCAUUUCCUUGCCAAAAAGCCGGGGGGGGGGGUUAGGCAUAUGUUUUUGACUGCUUAGAAAUGUGAACCUUUCUUCUGCUUUCAACGGCUGCAUUUCCUCAGGGGUGAUUUCUUGGCAGCUGCACACUAGGUGAGGUCAGAGCAGUAGGUGGGUGGGACACUCUUCCUGCCCCCUACUUUCCUCUCCAGUUCUCUCCCCUUCUUGCUGCCACAUGAGAUUAGAUUGCCCACCUCUGGUUUAAAAAACACCUCUGUUUUAAGCAUAGAUUGUUAUGUAACAGAAUACUAAAUUUGGAUGUAUUCAGGAGCCAAGGACAUUCUCCUUCCACCACUGCAGCUUCUCAUUCUGCUUCACACAAAUAGGACAGGGGUCUCUCUCCCCCCAAGAUCUUUCCCAUCAUCCCUACUGUCUUCUGGUAUUUUCAUUUUCUUCCCCAUCCCAACAUAAGACUAAGAUCAGAGUAACCUUUUGGUUGAUCAAAUCAUCCUGAUUUGUUUGAAUUAUGUUUGCCAGGAGGUUAGAUGUCAGCUGCUCAUAUUUGUUUCAAUUACAAUGUACAUCAGGCAUUGAUCAUCCCAUGCUUUCCAGCACAUUUCCCCAUCACUUUCCAUACUGCAAAACUCAGGGUGGGGGAGCUCGGAUACAGGUUUGUUGCCCAAGAAUGCCAAAUCCAUGUUAAUGGUGAAGUGCCCAUGACUGAAUCCCAUCCACAAAACAGCAAGAGGUGCUUCUAGCCUUAAAGUAUUUUUAUUGCUUCUUUAUUUUCUCUGGCAGGAUUGCAGUGCCCAGUGACUUUGAAAUUAAACAUAAUGAAGUGGCCAUUAUGUAGUCUGAAAGUAUUUUUCGUUUCUUUUACAACUCAUUUUUCUACUAUCCAGGUAGUGUCCUUUACUGCCUUGAAAUUCAUAGUCUACUGUGAGAAUGAGUUUCAAAUGAGUAUACAACCAGAGUAAGAUUUAAAAACCCCUAAAGAACAAGGCUCCAAAGUGACUAGCUUCACCCCAUAUUCCACCAUGACCUCAAAUAUCUUGAGGUUUGCCAUCUCUCUGCCAAGUUUGGACUGCAAGGAGGGCCAUACGAAAAGGUCUUCUCAGAGGUGGCUUUUUCUAUAAAAUAGCUUUCUCCUGGAGACCCAAGUCUCUCCCAUGAACAAGGCAGCGUUUAAAUUUUUAUUUAGUUUAUGGUGGCCAGAAAGGAAAGUUUUUUGUUCUUUUCAUCUGUUACAAAUUCUAGGCUUUUAAUUAUUUUACUCCUUAUACCUAUGCUGUUUUGGAGGUUUUGAUACUUGACCCAUCUGUUGACACUCCUUGUUUUGGGACAUCUUUGAUGUGAUGCACAAGUGUCCAUUAGGUGAGGUAGGACAUGUGUGUCAAGGAUCCAGUCUUGAGGUAUUCAGUUGCACAGUUAAUGUCUUUUGCAAGAAACAGCUGCUUCUGACGGUGCCCUUCUCUUCAUUCAGGUGUUGGUGGUUGACCUCUUAACUACAAUGGGAGACAAAAUGCUGGAACCCUUCCUAGUUGCUUUGUUCAACAGCAUCCUGCAGCCCCUGCUGAAAUUCCUCCUGAAUGUCCUCUGCAGUAUCCGUAACCUCAGCUACCCUUUAUUGGACAUCCUGAAGGGCAUCUGUUUGCAGGUUGCUCUGGUGCUGCGAGCUUUCCGGUUGGUAGAAAUCAACAACCAUCAAAAUAAGUUGCUUGCUGAAAAGGUCUAGUGGAGAGGAACAACUAUCCAAAGUGGUGAUUGACACGACUGAGGGCAUCUGCAAUCAGUUUCCUUAACUAGCCUCUAGUUCGGGUGAGAACUGGGGAUGCUUUGUGGCUGGUUCCUCUGUUCAGGUCAGUGGUGCUCAACGUGUUACACUCACCUUCUAGGCUGAAAGCAAAGAGUAAGGUUACCCUAACUUCUGUCAUAGAGCUUCAAUAUACUGAUGACAACGUCGUAUGUGCACACUCAGAGGAUGACCUCCAAACCAUCCUAAAUAUCUUUGCAGAAGCUUAUGAAAAGCUUUGCAUAUUGUUCAACAUCCAAAAAAGCAAAGUGCUGCCCCAACAAGUGCAAAACAACCCCUCUGCAGUGCCACAAAUCCAACUCAACGGUGUAACAUUGGAAAGCGUCGAUCACCUCUCCUACCUUGGCAGUUAUCUUUCCACAAGGGCCGACACUGAUGCCGAAAUCAAGCAUCGUCUGAGCUCUGCGAGUGCAGCUUUCUCUUGAUUUGAAGCGCAGGGUUUGAGGACCAGAACAUUUAUCUUCAAGGAGAAAGUGUGCAAUUUGUGGGUGCUCUUAAAUUCAGCUUUGUCAUGGCAGGCACAAGUGUCCUUUGUGGUGUGGAACGCCUUUAAGCCAGUUUAGGUUGGUGUGCCAAAGAGGGCCAGAUUUGAUGACGUAAACACGUGUGAGGGCCAACCUUUUUUGUUGUUGAGCUUUUUUUUUAAGAUUGAAGUUGUUUUUAGGAUUUUACCCCAGGAGAUAGACUGCCACAGGGGCCGGAUUAGGCCCCCAAAGCAGACUUUGGACAUGCCUGUUAUACACAGUCCAAGACAGUUUCAGUUAUCCAUGCCAUGGGUUCCCUUCGGACUGGACUUCUGUAAUACAUGGGGCAGACAGGGAACAGCAUAUAAUGCAAAAUGCUGAGGUGAGUGUGCUAAGUGAGAUUAUGUAUCAGGAACAUAUGAUGCUAGUGCUAAAACAAGCUCCCAGGCUGUCUGGGGUGUGUGUUUUGUUCCUUUUGCCUUUGUGUGGCCACUGACAAGUAUUGCCUUCCCUUUUUCUUUUCAUGUUUGGAGAUAAUGGUUAAAAGCUUCAGCUGUAGCAGGCUCUGUGGAAAUAGGGAGACACAAGUGUACCUGUAACUUCAGAAGGAUAGUCAAGACUUUCUUUGGGUUUUAAUCAUUUAUAAUGAUAUAUAUUUUGUGGACCCUUCCAUCAAAUGGGAGGUCAGCAACCUCUUGAAGAAAGACAGUGUGGGAUUCUUCUGAGAUAUUGAACAUUAAGUGCAUCUAGAACUUUAUCCCUUGGUGAAGCUGUAUUUGCAAAAUAAAUUGCUUUAAAGUAGCUCGGCCAAGAUGCAUAUUUUCCUACUCCCUUGGAAGAGAUCUUUAAAGUUCUCACCCGUGUUCACAAUUUUCCCACACAACCAUGUGACCUGCAAAUGUAUGCAAGGAAUAAGGAAAUCAGCUCAGAGUUGUAUUUAAAAUGCAGAUAUAUUUUAAAGGUUGGUGUCCAAUAAUAUCUUAAGGGCUUUUACAAGGACAGGAAGGAACACCACGGACAGAAAAAAAUGUCACACACAGGGGGAAUAAGGAUAUAGUUUGAAUGUUUUGAAGGGACAGGAUACCCAAAUCCUGUCUGUGAAAUCACCCCAGGCUUCAAUAAUCACCCCAGGCCUCAAAACUGUCCAAAAUUCCCUUUCUCUCUCCUAAAAUCCACAGCUACAGCUUUUCUGUGGAUUCUCACAAGAUCCUGUUCCAAAGGCAAAAUGUUAUUCUUUUAUCAGCACGAGAAGGCUUCAAAAAGCUAAUGAAUAGGCUCUGUUCAAAGCAGGCCUGAGAACUGAAUCUUAUCUCAUUCAGUUGCAACAUCUUUGGACAUGCUGAACCGCUUUCAUUCCCCUUUUCCUGGGAAGGGUGCCAAGAGUCCACAAUAGUCCCAAGAGAGCUUUCUGUUCAUGCUCAGAGGAACUCAUGGGGCAGGACUCUGGAAGAAGGAGGAGAAAGGGGGAGGGAACUGGAAGGGGAUAUAUACUCUGUGCACAUGACUGUGAACUCAUGCAUGCUUUUUGUGAGUUAUCACACUUGCUCCUUCUACCAGUUCAUGGAUGGUAGAAAUAAAGCUUUUUCUCUGAAACUAUUCCUUGAGUGUCUGUUGACUCCCAUUUUCCCUUUCCCGGGCGCAAUAUUUUUCCCACCCGAGGGCAAAGCCUCAUAAGGCUACAGUUUCACCUAUAGAUUUAUAAUGUGUUAAUUUUGAAUGGAUGUUGUUAAUACGAAAUUGUAAUUGCAAAUGUCAUUGAGAUGAGUAAGCUUUUGGAACACAGAAACAAAGUAAAUAACCAAACCAUCAAUUCUAGCAUGUGGGAGGCCACCUGAAUUAUAUAAUUUGGCAUCUGAAUGAUUGGGAUUAGCAAUUGUAUUAUAAUUUGGCAUUGUUAUAAUGAGGCUACUAUUGGAUUUUUGUAAAAGAAAACUACGUAAUAAGAUAUUUCCCCCCCCAACAAUAAUUUUUAAGGGCCACAGCAGGUUCCCCAUCGCUUGGUUAAAAACGUGAGGCAGCAAGGGCGAUCCUAUGCAUGUCUACUCAGGAGUAAGUCCCCUUCAGUUUAGUGAUACCUCCUAGAAGAGGAGCCUAAAUUAUUGCCAUUGAGUUAUGGCAUUGUUGUUGUUCACUCAGGAAUACCCCAGAUGGGCGGGGUAUAAAUAAUAAAUUAUUAUUAAGUUAUUAUUAUUAUUAUAGCUCACCACCCUCACAUUUCCAUUUUUACUUGAAAUCUGUAUUUACCACGAUGGCAAAUGCAGUGCAAAAAGAACUGGAGACCCACGUUUGGGAAACUACUCUUGAGGAGCCCUUUCCUGGCGGGAAAAACCAACUCGCCUCAGCGCCUCCCGCUUUUCCCGCCUUUUCCAACGGCCGCCCGCUCGCUCGCCUCCCUCACGCGCCCAUUUCCCGCUCGGCGCAUGCGCGCGCGGAGGGCCGGCUUCGGAAGAGGGCGGCUCAGCGUGUCUCCGUGCGUAGCCGGAGCGCGCGCGCCGUGAGGACGUGGCGCUUUCCAGCCAAUCCGCUCCCAGCCGCUUCCUCUUCGGCUCCUCCCACCCACUCCGCCUCGCCCAGCUUCGGUCCGCUAAGGGAAGGGAGGAGGGAUGGGGAAGGCGGGGCGUAAGCAGCCGCGAAGGCCAAUGGUAAAGCCGCGAGGGAAGGACGGCGGCUUCUGAUUGGUGUGCAGGGCCAGGAGGAGGCGGGGCGUGGGGCGGGGAGGGUUGGCCUUUGGCGCGGCCGUUUCCGGUCGUCGUGAGGGGGAGAAGCCGAGGCGGCGGCGGCCACGGCGGCAGGAGAGGGAAGGUAACGGGGCCAGCUCGGGAGCGGCUAAAGCGGGGAGGCGCGCUCACACGAGCACGUGCUCCUCCAGAGGAGGGGGGGUGUCGCAGUUCUGACCCGGAGCCGCUUCUGACCCGGGUUCAGAUUCACGUGUGAAUGCGACCGGGGAUGGUCUAGGAAAGCGAGAGGGUUUCUUCCGGGGAAACAAAAGGCUCCCAAGUGCCGAGGAGUGCAGACGUGCCUCCUUCGGCCCCUUAUGAUCGCCUUCCGACGGCCUGGGGACUUGCGUGUUUAAGCGCAGGGGCACGGAAAUAGGGUCAGACCCGGGGGCCACCGAGGCCCACGUCUUGUUUUGCUAUCCAGUGGUCGUCUCUCUCUCUCUCUGCCUGGUGGUCAGCUGCUGUGGCCCGUUUUGUUCUGUAUUUGUAUUAUUAUUAUUAUUUAUUCUGCAAACCACGCUGUGAUCUUCGGAUGAAAGGCGGCAUAUAAAUUUAAUAAACAGCAAUAACUGGGCAGUCCGCCAGCGGGGCCUCCCUUGACGUUUUCGCCACCCGAUGGAAGUCGUAGCCCAGAACGACUGGAGGGCGCCAGGCUGGGGAAGCUGCUCUACGGCGCCCUUAGGUGUCAAUUCUUUUGUCCGCCUGUCAAUUUGCCCAUCAGUCAGGAUUCACUCCACCCUCUAAUUUGGUGAUCAGCUUCAUCCUGCCUCUGGGCUUCGCAAUUGUGAUAGACCUGACUCGAGUAGUCUUUACUAACCAUUUUUAAAAGGGCUUUUCUUUUUAAGGUAAAACGCAGCAAAUUUAUUAAGUUGCUUACAGUUUAUGAAGCAACCUUUUCUUGGUUCUGAACCUCCUGUUGAUCAGUUUGAUCGUGACUUCACUGAGUGUUUUCUUCCCCUAUGCAUUAAAAAAAUAUACAACAUACAUAUGUAUACAGACACAAAGAAAGAGAGGAACAUGUAAUAAAUAAACAAAUUAAUUUAUCUUCCGUGAGGUUCUGUCAACUCUUACUAGCCACAGCGGCUAUGUAUUGCUUCCACUGUUGCAGGCAGUAUGCCUCUGAAUACCAGUUGCUGCGAUUAAAAAGUGAGGAGCGUUCAGGUUGCCCACACUUAAUUUUCCUUGGCUCUUACCAGGCAGGUCCACGCUUUAAAGCUCUAUCUGAGCCCACCCACUCCCUUUUUGCCACAGUUUUUCCCCCUGAGGAAACCCACUCUUUAAAGCUCAAUUGGAGCAAACAGCAAUGCACAGAAAACCCCAAUUGACAUUAUGGACUCUCAUGGAGCACUAAAAAGGGUGUGUGUUUUUGCAGGAAAAAGUCCUGUACCUGGAAAGAAUGGGGCAAAAGCUAAGUGUGGAUAAGCCCUAACUGUUGUACAGCCCUAACUGUUCAUCCACCUCUAGUCUGUCUCUGUGAGAACGGGAUGCUGGACUUUAGCCUCAUCCAUUAAACUGGAUUUUCUUAUGUUUAACCUUCAUUGUAUAAUUACAGACCAUUGGCUCAUGUAGUCCUGUGUACAGUAUUGUUCACUAUGAAUGGCAGAGGGUUUCCUGGCUCUCCUUCCCUGAGACACCCCCAAAUUGGGCAUUGAAUCUUGGACCCUGGGCACUCAGUGUACUCUGUCAUUGAGGUACAAGCUCUUCCCUGAUGCUUUGGGGUGUUUCGAAAGAUACAGAACAGUUGAUGAAUUAGACAAGGAACAACCCAGUGAUAACUUGGAAUUCAAGGACAGUUUGUUUUGAAGCAAGCAUACAGUAAGCAUAUAGGAACGUCUCUUACCGGGUUUUUCUAAUUGUCCAUCUAGUUCACAUUUUUGUUUGGGCACGAUGUGAAAGUUACAGCUACCGAAUGUUGGUUGGCUUUUUUAUUGGAUUGAGGUCCAGCUCUGAGGCCCUUCUGGUGGUUCCCUCACUGCAAGAAGCAAAGCUACAGGGAACCAGGCAGAGGGCCUUCUCCGUGGUGGCGCCCUCCCUGUGGAACGCCCUCCCACCAGAUGUCAAGGAGAUAAACAACUACCUGACUUUUAGAAGACAGCUGAAGGCAGCCCAGUUUAGGGAAGUUUUUAAGGUUUAAUGCUGUAUUGUGUUUUUAAUAUUCAGUUGGGAGACGCCCAGAGUGGCUGGGGAAACCCAGCCAGACGUACGGAGUUUAAAUAGAUAAUUAUAUUUAUUAGUUUGUUAUAGCUAACAUGGCUGCUCUUCUAGAACAUAUACUGUACAUUGGAAGAUGCUGAUCCUGGGGUACUGCUGUUUUACUGUUUUUAUUCUAUGACUUCCACUCUGGAAGCACCAGGUGGUGGGGUGUGUCUGUGUGAUCUUUUGGAACUGGAGUGAGCAACCUGUGAUCUUUCAUCAUUGACCAUUCCGGCUUUGGAUGCUAGGGACUGGUGUGCAACAAGAUAAUUAAGAGAGCUUGGGGAUCUCCACUCCUGAGUUAAAAGAACUUAAAUUCAAUUCACACAUUUUAAACACUUUCACGCCUGCUGUGUCCCUGGCAUGGGAAACAGGGAAUGAGAGAGGAAGUGCCACUGAACGGAGCAACAUUUCCAAAGCACUUGUGUUGUGGUAUAACACUGGUGCUCUGCUCAUCGUAAUACACUGUGUGCAGUUUUCACCUGGACUGACUGGCUGGCAUGGAUUGAUCACCUGCACAAACCUUUGUUAUUAUUUCUCUGACAGUAGCCAGCUGUUUAUCUGGGUGUGAAGGUAAUGGUCUUCUCUAGCAUUCAUUCACAGUAGAUUUAAGAUUACAAAUAGCAACACAUUCGUACUUGCUACGCAAUCAAGGACACUGUAACAUCACCUUCCCCAACCUGGUGUCCUCCAGAUGUUCUGGACUACAACUCCCAUUGACUGAGGCUGAUGGAAGUUGUAUUCCAAAACAUCUGGAUGGGGAAGGCUUCUCUCUUAACACCAUGUAUGUGAGAUCCCAUACUCUGUAUUAGUCUGAUGUAACAAAUUCUCUGGUUUUGUACUCUGAGUCACUAAGAGGUUAUAAGGCUAUUUUCAUCCAUAAAUGUGCAAUCAGUGGGUGUAAAAAUCCACGCUUUGAUAAAGGUAGCUUGCUUAUGUUAAGCGACUCUGUGUGGUCUAAGCUGUUUCAAAAGUAGUUGCCCUGAAUUAUUCCCAUGUUUAGCAGUUGUCCGUAUGAUAGCAUUGCUUGCUAUUUUAAGGUCACUCUCAGGCCCCUGUACAUUGUACACAUUGUUGGCAAUUGUGAAUGACCACCACAUCUGGAUAUAUGUUGGGCAAUCAGGCUGUUGCUUAGAUGUAUUUGAUUCAAGAUGGGAGAAGCAGGUUGCUUGCUGGUAGUAUUUUGAGUGCUGUUGGGGGUUUCUUGUGCUCUGGUAACUUUACUUGAAUGAAGUAAAUGAAUUUACUUAAGCAUUUAUAUGAAUGAAGUUAUUGAAAGUUUGUUUAAGAAUACUUUCCUUAAAAUGUCGCCCAGUCAUUACUGGAAUAUUAAUUGAUCAGAAACGGUUUUAUGAUUUUCAGAGUCUGUGUUGUUGGUAUUUUGUCCCAUUUUAUUUUAUUGUACAACACUUCAAAUGCCCCUGGCUGUGGAGCAACUUAAAAAUCUGAAUGAUAAUACUACACAUACAGGAUUUUUGUGUGAGGCUAAAGCAUUUGAUGCUAGUUCUUUAAAAUUAUAUAUGCAUCCUCCUGGUGCCUAGAUAUCCGAGAUGGUUUUCCAGCCCCAGGCAGGAGGCCAGCUUCUCUCGGACAGAGGCCUUUUUAAGUGUCUGGAGUGUCAUGCCACAUAUAGAUAGCUCAGCUGAUGAAGUUACCUCCAGUUAGCCUCCAGUGUUAGAAACUCAGAUAUAUAAGCUAGGCACCAAAUAGCUCCUUAAACCAGGGUUACAGUCACCAGAACUGAAUGCCUAGUUGCCUUAUUUUGGCCCAGAUGGCUCAAAAGUUAUAUUUUUCAAUACGACUUUUUGGUUCCUGAAAUUCAUCCUGAUUUUGCAGAAAAAAUAUAACAGAAUUCUACAGAUACUAGUGUAUGAAAACAGUCCCGAUCCAAAGAUCCCCAGGCAUGCACCUCCAGAUGGUGGAGACAUCGGGCGCCAUUGGAGCAUCUUCACUUGGUCGCAAGAGGCCAACAGCUGGGUGCAAAAUGUGCCUGGCGCCUAGCAAAUUUCGAUUGCUGCCUGGUAGACUCUUUCAGUACACCAGAAGAGCCCUUCUGGAUCAGAUAGACCAAAGACCCGUUCAGUUCUCACAGUUCUAAUUAGAUGCUUCAGGGAAGGCUACAAGAGAUCAAUAUCUAUAUGGCUGCUGGAUAAGGCACUGUUAGCUGAACUCUGAAAGCUUGACCUCCGGCAAUGCACACCAAUUUUAGUUGAGUGGGCCAAUUUCCCAUCCUUAAAUUGCACCAGUUUUUGUAUGCUGUUGUGUGUGCUCACUGAGAGGAUUACCACGCUGCAAUUCUCCCGCAAGCCAGGUUUAUGUGUGCUGCCUGUCAAAACUGUUUCUUUAAAUACUGUACAAGCCUCCAAUCUACUAUGUCACGAUGGGUUUGGAGCAUGUAACAUGACAAUUGCCACAGCGUGUCUGCCCAUCUUUGAGAUAAGAGAUGCAAAAAGCUUCUGCAUCUUGCUUUGUAUAGUGAUUAUCCUCCAAUCACUCUGCUCCCCCCCAAAAAACCCCCUAUCAACGACCUGUUUUCCGUGUCCCUUAGAAUCCCCUCCUUUUUGUGUCAUAGCUCAAAAUGAUGGGUUUUGGGGACAGAAAAUUCAAGGUGCAGGCACAUUGCAAAUUGGAUGUGCGAUUGAGAUUGCUGUCUCCUGUUCUGGACUGUGCUUUAUAGCUCAUGGAUAUAAACAGCUCAUUGUGUGAGAUACUUGGAGGAACAGGCAAUUUGCUUAAGGCAUGUGUUUGUGUGCUGGUCUAAUAUGUUGUGGUUUUAACAGCCAGAAUAGUCCUAAUACCUUGGAAAAAAGGAAUUGGAAGUAGGAGUAAGCCAGUUGGAGUCCUCAGCCGGUUUUAGGCAGCGUAGAUUUUUUUUUUAACAGAACAACUGACUUUUCAGAAUAAAGAAAUGUAAAAUUGGAUUUACAGAUGCAUGCCAGUUUUUAAUAAUGUUGUUGUUUAGUCGUUUAGUCGUGUCCGCCUCUUCGUGACCCCCUGGACCAGAGCACGGCAGGCACUCCUGUCUUCCACUGCCUCCCGCAGUUUGGUCAAACUCAUGUUCGUAGCUUCGAGAACACUGUCCCACCAUCUGGUCCUCUGUCGUCCCCUUCUCCUUGUGCCCUCCAUCUUUCCCAACAUCAGGGUCUUUUCCAGGGAGUCUUCUCUUCUCAUGAGGUGGCCAAAGUCUUGGAGCCUCAGCUUCAGGAUCUGUCCUCCCAGUGAGCACUCAGGGCUGAUUUCCUUCAGAAUGGAGAGGUUUGAUCUUCUUGCAGUCCAUGGGACUCUCAAGAGUCUCCUCCAGCACCAGAAUUCAAAAGCAUCCAUUCUUUGGCGAUCAGCCUUCUUUAUGGUCCAGCUCUCGCUUCCAUACAUCACUACUGGGAAAACCAUAGCUUGAACUAUACAAACCUUUGUUGGCAAGGUGAUGUCUCUGCUUUUUAAUAUGCUGUCUAGGUUUGUCAUUGCUUUUAAUAAUAGCAUGUUUUAAAAAUGAAAUCUGGCCUUAAUGUGAGCAUAAUGGGUUGUAUCCAAUGCCCUGUGCGCAUAGUUCUGCGGGAACUUCCAUUCCCUCUCCUCCCUCUGCGCACCCCCAAAAUCUGCUCCCUCAACCCUUUGUAGCUGAUUUUGAGGGUGGGUGGGAAAGGGAAAGGGGAGAGAAAGCUUUGUUGUGUGCCACAACAAAGGGACGUCAGUUGUGCCAGCGCAGCUCGUAAACCUUUUGAACUCGACUUCUGACCCUCUUGUGAAGUCAUUUGUUUCAUACAAAUAGAUUGGGGGGGGGCUGUAUGCAUGAUGCAAAUGGGUGUAACUCUGAUGCAGUUUGACAAGCUCGUGAGCAUUAUCUAAUGCUCUAACAAAGUCAAUAAAAGGAUAUCAUAUUGUAUAGUUGUGAAUCUUUCUCCUCCCAGAUCGAUAUUUCUUUGGUGAAAUAGUCAAUUUGUCCAUAAGCACAGUGUCUCAUACUUUCAAAAUACAGGCUUCUAAAAGAUUUGCAUUUAAAGUUUUCCAAAAGAAUUUUGCAUUCACUAAUCUAGCUGCAGUUAAUAAAUGGAAGGUUGGGUAUUUAUUGGUUAUGUUCUUAAUAUGAGGAGUAAAAUAAGAUAGCAGAGCUACUUUUGUGUCUGGUUGUACCAAUUGUCCCAUCAUUUGAUUAAUUGUUUGAAAAAGCUUUUCCCCCAAAGGGAAUAAUCUUUGGGCAAAACCACCCUGUGUACUAGGGAGCCAUGUAAAUUUCAUUUCUGCCAGCCAAGGUUAGAUGUGUUACGAUUAAUUCUAUAUAUAAUUGUUGUGCUCCUUGCAAUAAAGUCGGCUAAUUAUAAAUGGACUUCUGUGUAACACCUUGACUUUAAGUUGUCAUUAAUGGGAAAGCAAAGCUCGCUUGGAUACGAGUAGCCAAUUCACGAGGAAAUUAUGUUUGGAGAGGUGUUUUGGGCACGUUCGGUUGCAGGCCCCGGCGCCAGUGGUGUAUGCCUGGAAGGCAAGUUUAACAAGAGACUUUCAUUGUUGGCAAAAUAUCACUGAUGUUCGCCACUUCAGUAUGCGUAGGAAUAGGCCUGGCUGUUUUGCCAGAAAAGUUCCUGGCUGAUUCUGCUUUCUAUCCCCAGGCAAUGCCAUAACACACUUGGCCCCUUGUAAACGGAAGUGUUUGUGUGUGUCGUGGGAGCUUGCCUGGGCUUGUAGAAGGCUGAAAAGUCUUGACCAGUGUAACUUUCAUGAGAUUUUAUGAACUAAGGGAGAAAGCGUGUUUGUCAAAAUGAGUGUGAGUUUGCAUCAGAAAGGGUAUGUCACAGGAUCAGGGUCACAAAAAGAUAACCAGAAACGCCUGGAGGACAUGGGAACACUAAAAUGUAUUGGAUAUUCUACUCCAAGUAAACCCGUUGAAAGUGAUAGAUGUGAUUUACUUAGGUCCAUUAAAUUUAAUGCAGUGGUGGCCAAACUGGACCCUCCAGCUGUUUUGGGACUACAACUCUCAUCAUCUUUAGCUAGUGGGACCAGUGGUCAGGGAUGAUGGGAUUUGUAGUCCCAAAACAGCUGGAGGGCCAAGUUUGGCCAUCACUGAUUUAAUGGGUCCGCUACUCUUAAGUAAAACCUGGUUGCACGCAAGCUAUUUUUGUGUCAGGUAAGGAGAAAUUUCAUUGUUUUCAUUAAAUCUGUUCUAUGUUGUUAGCAGUUCUUGUUUUUAUCUGUAAGCCACCUUGAGUCCUGUUAGGGAAAAAGAUGGGUGAUGAUGAUAGAGUGGAGUGUAAGGUGGUGACUGUGGUCCAAGGAAAGGCAGGGCAGCAGAGUUUUGAGUUCUGCAGAGCUCCAGGUCAGUGAAAGUUGUGAAUGGUGUGCUCCAUGCAUUUGGGUUGGUCUUGGUUUCUGGGCGUAAUUUGUGCUGUCCAUCAGGAGAGUGGAGCCAUCUUUCUGUAAGUCACUGAGGAGGUGCUUCCUCUGAAGUCCAAUGUGCGUGCAGGGACAAACCGCUCUCCCACUACCUCAGCAACCAUAUUCAGAAAUGGAGGAUGCAUACCAGGUCCUAGAUUGAAUCCCUGGCCUUUCCAAUUGCAGAAUUGUAAGUCGCAGAGAAAAGGGACGUGGGUGGUGCUGUGGGUUAAACCGCAGAGCCUACGGCUUGCCGACCAGAAGGUCAGCGGUUCGAAUCCCCAUGACGAGGUGAGCUCCCAUUUCUCGGUCCCUGCUCCUGCCAACCUAGCAGUUCGAAAGCACAUCAAAGUGCAAGUAGAUCAAUAGGUACCGCUCCGGUGGGAAGGUAAACAGCGUUUCCGUGUGCUGCUCUGGUUCGCCAGAAGCGGCUUAGUCCUGCUGGCCACAUGACCCGGAAGCUGUACGCCGGCUCCCUCAGCCAAUAAAGCGAGAUGAGCGCCACAACCCCAUAGUCGGCCACGACUGGACCUAAUGGUCAGGGGUCCCUUUACCUUUAAGUCGCAGGCAAAUGCACCUUUGCCUGAGAUUCUAGAGAGCCACUGCUAAGCCAAUGUUGGCAAGUACUGAACAGGAGCAGCAAACUGACUCUGUACAUUAGGCAGAAGAGACAUCUUACGUAAUGUGUCCUCGCUGGAAUGCUUAGCCCACAGGGCCAGAUAAAACUGAAAUUGGACUUUCAGACUUCUCUGAAAAAUAUUUUACAUUACUAGGGAGCCAGCCCCCUGAGACCUUCCGGCCCUGUUUCUUUCAGAUUAAAAGACUGCUUGGGUUGCAGUGAGGCAUGCGCAGAGGUUUCUCACGUUAGUAUUCCUUGCGUCAAUUCCACACAGGCCUUCAUGAAGUAUUGUGGUGGCUCAUUCUGGAACAGGGGAGCUAUAGGGAGCCCUGUGGCCAAUGCAGAGCUAGCUCCGCAGCUAUCCGAAGGGUGGUGGUGGAGGAAGAUGAUGUGCUAUAAAUAGUUAAAAGUCUUGCUGCUGGAAUGCAAGUUGCACAGAACCCCUUCGAGCGCAUCGCGUGCAUAUAAUAUAUAUGAUGGCUUUGGCGGCAGGGAGGGGCUUGAAUCUCUUCCCCCAGAAUCUUAAGCAUUUGCCAAAACAGCUUGGUGACUCUGAUCCCCUCCUCUCUUUUCCCUGUGAUGUGAUUUUUCUCCCUGGGCUGGGUGAGACUAUAAAUUGUGUAUCUCUUUACGCAUGGAGCUGUUGAAAUUCCAUAACAGUGAGCAAAUUCUGUACUGCCACAGUGUUUUGUAGUUGGCAGGAAAACACUCCCCUUCCGUUCUCAGAGAGGUCUUGCCUGAUGACAUUUUUAUUAUCAUUUUAGGUUAGGUGAGCAUAUCCUAGCUGCUGUAGGUAUGCCACAAAAAGAGGAGAUUGUUGUUAUUAGUGUUCUUCAUUGUGGAAUCCUCCUUCAAGAUGGAAUUUCACAACAUUGCAGAGGGAGUUCUUCUUAAGCCUAAAAAAGAACGUAACACAGCACCAGCAUUGAAUUCCAAAAGGGCUUCUUGCUCAGUUGUGCUGAAUACUUUCCUGAAGCUUAUGAAUCUGCAAGCAAACCCUCCAUAGGCUGUACACCUAUGAUGCUAUGGUAGAUUAAAGAAAUGAGCAUUAAACAGCAGCAUGCCAUGUGCGGAGAAGUCACAGGCUACUCUAGAUGCUGCAAACAUUCUUACUAGGUGUGGGCCAAGGAUACAUGGAGUCCACUCAAACACAUGCUGAAAGUGUAAAGCAGGGGUCAGCAAACUUUUUCAGCAGGGGGCCAGUCCACUGUCCCUCAGACCUUGGGGGGGGGGGCGGACUAUAUUUUUUGUGGAAAAAUGAACGAAUUCCGAUGCCCCACAAAUAACCCAGAGAUGCAUUUUAAAUAAUAGGACACAUUCUACUCAUGUAAAAACACACUGAUUCCCGGACUGUCCGCGGGCCGGAUUGAGAAGGCAAUUGGGCCGGAUCCGGCCCCCGGGCCUUAGGUUGCCUACCCAUGGUGUAAAGAAAAGAAAGGCACUUUCUAUCAUAUGUGGUGGUCCUGUAAAAUUCUUCUGGGAAAUGCUUUAUAAUGAAUUGAAGAAAAAGUUUAAGAUAACCUUUACUAAAAAACCGGAAGGACCUUAAAAAUUUGCUCUUGUAUGCCACAACCGCAGCCAGAAUGGUGUUUGCCCAGAAGUGGAAAUAAGAUGCUAUACCAACUAAGGAAGAGUGGCUGAUUAAAUUGAUGGACUAUGCCAAAUGGCAAAACUGAUGGGUGUAAUAUGAAACCAGGGGGGGGGGGCAUGAUUAAAGAAUGGGAAAAUUUGUAGAAUAUCUGAAAGGUUCGGGGAUGCAAAUAAGUUCAUUAGUAGGAUUAACUUAAAUCAAACAGUUAAAAAUAUAACCAAGAUAAAAGGAAGAAAAAAUGGAGUAAAGUGUUAAAAAUCUAAAGUAGAAAAGGAAACACAAAAGGGGGGUGGGAGUGAAGUCAUAUAUGUACCGUAAUUGUAUUCAAAAUACCGUAUUUUUUGCUCUAUAAGACUCACUUUUUCCCUCCUAAAAAGUAAGGGGGAAAGUGUGUGUGUCUUAUGGAGCGAAUGCAGGCUGCGCAGCUAUCCCAGAAGCCAGAACAGCAGGAGGGAUUGCUGCUUUCACUGCGCAGCGAUCCCUCUUGCUGUUCUGGCUUCUGAGAUUCAGAAUAUUUUUUUUCUUGUUUUUCUCCUCCAAAAACUAGGUGCGUCUUGUGGUCCGGUGCGUCUUAUAGAGCGAAAAAUACGGUAUGUGUUUGUAAGGUGUACUUGUAAUCAUGUGAAAUCAUGUUUGUAAGGUGUACUUGUAAUCAUGAUAAUAUAUGAUACAGGGAGUCCAGGAAGGCAGAACUGGAAAGAAACUGAGGCAAUGAAUGGAUUAUGGAGGAGGCAGAGUUGAGGGAAGGAGGGGCCGAUAAAAAAGCACCCGUGUCUUUAUUCUGUGUCCCUGCUUCUUUCUGUCCUCUGCCUCCUUCAGUUUCCACCUGUCAGCCAGUGCCGUAUCCUUAGAAUCAUAGAAUUGUAGAGUUGGAAUGGUCCACAGGGUCAUCUAGUCCAACCCCCUGCAAUACAGGGAUCUUUUUCCCAACGUGGGGCUCGAACCCACAACACUGAGAUUAAGGAGUCACAUGCUCUGCUAACGGAGCUACCUUCCUUCCCUCCGCUCAGCCUUUGCCAAUCUAGUGACCUCCAGGUGUUUUGGACUACAACAUCUAUCAACUCCAGCCUGCUGAUGGCAAAGGCUGCUUUUGCAAGCCUGUAUCUUCCUCCUUCCUGCUCCCUUGUCCUAAUGGAGGGUCACCUGGGACCCUGGGGCAGAGGAGCUGUGUGCAGUUUGCAGCAGAGGGGUGGAUGAAUAAGGGAGCUUCUGGAGGCAUGAAGCUUUGGGGACAGCAUUGUCAAAAGAGGUGUGGCAUGUGGGGAGUGAAAUUCACAUUGUUCAGAAUGAACUAGCCAAGUCUUUGGCUGCAGUUCUCUAGUUCUGAACACCUACACAGCCACGACUUCCGUUCUUUGUAGUUUCAAAAUAGCCUGUUGUGUGGUCAGUUACAUUUAGCUUAACCCAACGUAUUAGUGUGUGCCUGGCUAGUUGUUGAUGCCUCUACACCAUGAGAAAAUAAUAGCCUCAGGGUUCGUAUGGGCACAGUCAACAUGGUGAUCACAAAUGCCAUCACUUCUUGCUAAUUAAGACGAGUGGCAUCAGGCAGCCAGCUAAUUAUAACGUUCUUUUUCUGCAGUUGGAAGUAUCUAGCAGAAGGGCAAUUGUGUGGCGUGACUGAUGGUGCCCACGGGAAGCCUGAAGACCUUCAGCUUCAAACAAGCUAACUCUUGCCCCUGUGUUUAAUUUCCCAAGGAUAUCACCAUGGUUGUGGCUGUUCGGCAGGUCGUUUUGUACCUGUCCCUGUGGACCGCCUGCGUUCUGAGCAAACCCACCGAGAAGAAGGAUCGCAUCCACCACGAACCUCAGCUCAGCGACAAGGUCCAUGAUGAUGCACAGAACUUCGACUAUGACCACGAUGCCUUCCUGGGUGCAGAUGAGGCCAAGACCUUUGACCAGCUGACGCCGGAAGAGAGCAAGGAGAGGCUGGGGUAAGGAAACCUUGAUGGUUUUCACAUCGGAAGGCUGCUUGGGGGUGACUCAAAUCCACUGCAGCCUGUUGUGUGCCUUCCCCACAAGCCAGCUCCCAUGGGGCUCUGAUGCACAGACCAGCUAAGCAACUGUCCUUGCCUUUAGACCAUGGGUAGGGAGCCUGUAGCCUUCCAGGUAUUGUGGAAUUCCCACCUUUUACCAUGCUACCUGCAGCUGGUGGAUGUUGGAGCCCAACCGCACCUGAAAAUCCUCAAGUUACCCAUUCCUCCUUUAGACAGACUUGCAGCCCAAAGCUAGCGACUUUUUCUCAGGAGUAAGCUGGCAUGAAUUAAACGGAAAUUAUUCCCAGGUCAGUAUCUACAGAGUUACGGCAGGUGUGAGGAGCCUUUGACCUAGAUAUUGCUGAACAACAACUCCCAUCAUCCUUGGCCAUCAGCCACGCUUUCUGGUACUGAUGGGAGUUGUAGUUCAGGAACACCUGGAAGGCCAAAGAUUUCAUUGAAAUCUGUGCAGGUGCAUCUUGUUAUUAAGUGCCCCUUAAGUUGCUGAUUGGGACGCAGGUGGCGCUGUGGGUUAAACCACAGAGCCUAGGGCUUGCCGAUCAGAAGGUCGGCGGUUCGAAUCCCCGCGAUGAGGUGAGCUCUCCUUGCUCGGUCCCUGCUCCUGCCAACCUAGCAGCUUGAAAGCACAAAGUGCAAGUAGAUAAAUAGGUACUGCUCCAGCGGGAAGGUAAACGGCGUUUCCGUGCGCUGCUCUGGUUUGCCAGAAGCGGCUUAAUCAUGCUGGCCACAUGACCCGGAAGCUGUAUGCCGGCUCCCUCGGCCUCUAGAGCGAGAUGAGCGCCGCAACCCCAGAAUCGGCCACGACUGGACCUAAUGGUCAGGGGUCCCUUUACCUUUUACCGAGUUGCUGAUUAACAGUACAGUUGUACCUUGGUUCGCGAACGCCUUGCGAGUCGAACGUUUUGGCUCCCGAACGCCGCAAACCCGGAAGUGAAUGUUCCAGUGUGCGAACGUUCUUUUGAACCCGAAUGUCUGACGCGGCUUCUGAUUGGCCGCAGGAGCUUCCUUUCCUUGUGGGUCGGGUUUCAGUUAAAUCCCUCACCAGCAUGCUUUGAUGCAAGUGGAGGAUAGCGAAGGGGUGGAGAACAGCCCAACUGUAACGCCUGGCCCUCGAGAGCUUGCCUGUUAGUGGGUCCGGUGUCAAGGAAAAGAAUCUGACACUCCGCAAAGGAAAUGUGUUUCCUGCAGCCAAUCGGAAGCCGUGCCUUGGUUUCCAAACGUUUUGGAAGUCGAACAGACCUCCAGGAUGGAUUCAGUUCGACUUCCAAGGUACCACUGUUAAUAAAUUUGUGCCCAUGGCGAGAGUCUUGACCAGGGCCCUGGAGUUCAUGGCGAGGAGAAUAGCAGUGCUAAUACCGUAACCUGCUUCAUCGCAUUUGUUCAAAUUAGCUCCUCCAGAAGGCUGUGACCUUGAUGGGGCUAAUGGCUCUCCCUCGGCAGUGCAGUGGGAAAUGCCUCUCCCUCCCGCACCUUUCAACCCCCACCCACCCCGUGGCCCAAGUGUCAAGUAACAGGAGUGACAGCUGUGGUUAUAUUUGGCUGAGCAUUCUUACGCUUCUGCUGCUGCAGACUUGGGAAAAGCUCUCCUUGGGAAAUAAAUCAUGCAAGUUUGCCCCUUUAGCCCCUCACUGUCGAGACUUUCUGAACAUGCCGCACCGCUGUGGGGGCCUUGGCCAAAGAGCCUGGUUGUUUGUCCAGCCCAGCAAAGUAGUACAGGCUUGCAUCAUGAUGUUCUCGUUUGUGCCAGAGAAUUGAUUCAAGAUUUUCCCCCCUUUCUCUGGCAGCUGUGAGUAGGGUGCUGCUGUGUUGUUCCAAUGGGCAGAUGCCCAUUAGGGUCAGGGCAAGAAGAAGGGUAUCCAGACUGCCACCCACAAGUGCAUGAGGCACCCUACACUCACACACAAGCAGGGUUCGAGCAAAGCCAGUAGGUCUAGCAGAAAUUUGGGCCGAGUGCUCCAGUUCACGUUGCAUCACAGGCACACUCUCCAGAGCAGCUGUCUGCGCUGGCAAGGGCUGAUGGGAAUUGUCGUCAGGCUGGGGAAGGCUGCUGUAGAGUAGCAGGAUGUGUGUCCUGCUGUUCAGGCGAGUCGUCGUCCAGUUAGGGCAGGCAGGUUGCAGGCGACUUUCCUAGGACUCGCGCCUCUUGCCCAGAAUUGCCACCUCGUCCGACCUUUCCUUGUGGGUCGGGUUUCAGUUAAAUCCCUCACCAGCAUGCUUUGAUGCAAGUGGAGGAUAGCGAAGGGGUGGAGAACAGCCCAACUGUAACGCCUGGCCCUCGAGAGCUUGCCUGUUAGUGGGUCAGGUGUCAAGGAAAAGAAUCUGACACUCCGCAAAGGCAAUGUGUUUUUAACACAGUACAAAGGUAGCAUGCAUUUACCUUGGAAUUUCAAAACUAGCCGUCACCACCACCACCCUUGCCUCCAUCUUGGCUGCUUUUUGAGCUUCUCAGUGGAGGUGGCAGCUGCAGCCCUUUCCCUCCUUUUCCCUAGCUCUGUCCUCCCGGACUCAACUUGCUUUAUUGAUUCCUAGCAGCUGCUGCUGUGACUGGAGAUCCCUGGGGCAGCUGCCUGGAGCAAGGAGGAAGCCUUUGUGUGUGUGUCUGAGUGGCUUUCCUUGCCUCAGGGCUCCCGAGACCAGGGCUGUUAAAUGCAAGUUAAUGUUUAAAGUUGAUUUAAUUGUGCCAAAUAAUGGGUUGCAUCUGGCAGGAUCUGGUUCCGUGCUUUCAUGGCGUUACAGGCAGGUCCUUGGUUACUACUGGAUGCGCGGGGAGGUGGGCUGUCGUGAGAGGUCCAUAUAAAUUGCUGAGGGUUUCAGAGGCCACUGGGCCUCAAAGAUGAGCAGCUGCCACAUUGCUGUUGAACAAGGCUGUCAGACACUAGAGCUUCAGUCUGUUCCUUCCUAAUACAGUGGUACCUUGGUUCUGAAACUUAAUCCGUUCCGGAAGUCCGUUCCAAAACCAAAGUGUUCCAAAACCAAGGCGCGCUUUCCCAUAGAAAGCAAAAUGGAUUAAUCCGUUCCAGACUUUAAAAAAAACCCUAAAACAGCAAUUUAACAUGAAUUUAACAUGAAUUUUACUAUCUAAUGAGACCAUUGAGCCAUAAAAUGAAAGUAAUAAUCAAUGUUCUGUACUAUAAAAUAAAUAAGAUAAUAAAAAAAUUAAAAUUAAUUUUUUUUCUUACCUGCACUGAUAAUAGUUAUUGUUUGGAUGGGGGGGUUAUCCAUUUCUGCAGUCAAUCAAUCAAUCAAUCAAUCAUAAAACAAAAAAACAAUCCACAGACACAAAAAUGAAAAAGACACACACACAAAAACGCAAAAGCAAAAACAAAAGCACCAAAUAUUACCUCAGAACACUGCAAUCAGAAACAGAAGGCUUUAAUUACGAUUGGGGGGGACUUAAAUUUGCUGCUUAAGGGUAAAACUGAAGGAAGGAAGCCUUAAUUACUACGCGGGGGACUCAAAUAAGCUGAACAGCAGUAAAAACGGAAGCUCAGGAGCACGUUUGGCUUCCGAGGCAAAGUUCGAAAACUGGAACACCUACUUCCGGCUUUGCAGCGUUUGGGUUCUGAGUUGUUCAGGAACUAAGCUGUUCAAAAACCGAGGUACCACUGUACAGAAGAGGGUAGGGAAGGGGUGUUGAUUGUUCUCCACCUGCUGUCGGGCUGCAGCCCCCCAUCCUCCCUGACAGUUGACCAUACUGGCUGUGGUUGAAGGGAGUCCCAGCAACAAAAGAUGGCUACAGGUGCCCUCUCCCUGGUAGCAUAAGGGCUCUUGCUCCUCCCACUGUUGGGCUGCCCCGUAAAGGUAAAGGGACCCCUGACCAUUAGGUCCAGUCGUGGCCGAUUCUGGGGUUGCGGCGCUCAUCUCGCUUUAUUGGCCGAGGGAGCCGGCGUACAGCUUCCGGGUCAUGUGGCCAGCAUGACAAAGCUGCUUCUGGCGAACCAGAGCAGUGCACGGAAAUGCCAUUUACCUUCCCGCCAGAGCGGUACCUAUUUAUCUACUUGCACUUUGACAUGCUUUUGAACUGCUAGGUUGGCAGGAGCGGGGACUGAGCAACGGGAGCUCACCCCGUCGCGGGGACCUUCUGAUCGGCAAGCCCUAGGCUCUGUGGUUUAACCCACAGCGCCAUGAGGGAGCCGGCGUUUCUCUGCAGACAGCUUCCGGGUCAUGUGGCCAGCAUGACUAAGCCGCUUCUGGUGAACCAGAGCAGCGCACAGAAACGCUGUUUACCUUCCUGGCGGAGCAGCACCUAUUUAUCUGCUUGAACUUGAUGUGCUUUCGAACGCUAGGUGGGCAGGAGCUGGGACCAAACAACGGGAGCUCACCCCAUCGCGGGGAUUCGAACUGCUGACCUUCUGAUUGGCAAGCCCUAGGCUCAGUAGUUUAGACCACAGUGCCACCUGCGUCCCUACUGGGUUGCCCCAUAGCUGUUGCCAAACAGGGCACGUGACCCCCCCCCCCGGGUAGGCCCGGGUAUUUAUUUACUUUUGUCUCUUUUAACUCUUGCCGGCUUUUUCUGCAUUUCCUACAGAAAGAUUGUAAGUAAAAUAGAUGAAGACAAGGACGGGUUUGUAACUCCCGAAGAGCUAAAAGACUGGAUUAAAUUUGCCCAAAAGCGCUGGAUUUACGAGGAUGUAGAACGCCAGUGGAAGGGGCACGACCUCAAUGAGGACGGGCUCAUUUCCUGGGAAGAGUAUAAAAAUGCCACCUACGGCUACAUCUUAGGUAGGUCCCCCGCUCUUGGGGCAACCGCUUUCUGGAGCCCGGCGUCUUGAAACUUGCUUGUUUUGUCUUGUAGAAUGAUUGUAAGUAAAAUAGACACGGAUAAGGAUGGGUUUGUGACCGAGGGGGAGCUGAAGGCCUGGAUUAAGAAGGCGCAGAAGAAGUACGUGUAUGACAAUGUAGAGCACCAGUGGCAGGAGUAUGACAUGAACCAAGAUGGCUUAAUCUCCUGGGAUGAGUACAGAAACGUGACCUAUGGCACUUACCUGGGUAAGGGGCAAGUUGCCAGAGCCGCAGUCAUCCUGAUCUCCUGCCGAUAAAGCAGGAAGGGGGUGGAUGGGCAGGGUGGUCUUGCAGGCCAUGGGAAGCCUGAAAUGCCUAAUGAUUUAGAUCUGAGGCCCGAUGCGUCUCUGCUGAUAGAAUCAGCCUUCGAAUCUCGCCAGGCACAUUUUUCACCUGGCUAUCAGUAAAAAUGCCCAGAUAGCGUCUGACGUAUCCACCAUCUGGAGGUGUGUGCCUGGAGAUCUUUGGAUCUUGACAGUAUUCACACAUGAGCAACACACCUUGCAGAAUUCUGUCCGCUAUACUUUAUCUGCACAAUCAGAAUGAAUCUCAGGAACCAAAAAGUCACAUUGAGAAAUACAACUUUUGAGCCAUCUGGCCGCAAAAUGGCAACCAGGCAUUCAGUUUGGGCGACCGUAACCCUAAUUUAAGGAGUUAUUUGGCGCCUAGAUUUAUAUAUCUGAGUUUCUAACACGGGAUCGAAUCCCAUGUUAUGGGAGAGGUAGCAGUUCUCUCCUUUGAAAAUGGUCCCUUGCCAACUUACAUUGAGGAAGCACAAAAAGCCCUGGAAGUCUUGGACCUUGGCUGGAGAUGCCUCUUCUCACCUCUGCUUCAUUGAUAAAUACAGCAUAGUGACAUGAUCUUAAUGGUAACUCUCCUGAGUGCUACCACAGGCUGUAUGUUAACGUUAAAUCUCCUGUUGCGUUUGAGCUCUUCAAGGCCUGUGCCUAAGAAAGGAGGGGAGAAUCCUGGGAAUAGAAUAGAAUAGAAAAGAACAGAAUAAAAUUUAUUAUUUAUACCCCGCCCAUCUGGCUGGGUUUCCCCAGCCACUCUGGGCGACUUCCAACAAAGUAUUAAAAUACAGUAGUCUGUUAAACAUUAAAAGCUUCCCUAAAGAGGGCUGCCUUCAGAUGUCUCCUAAAAAUCUGGUAGUAGUUCUUCUCUUUGACAUCUGGUGGGAGGGUGUUCCACAGGGCGGAUGCCACCACCGAGAAGGCCUUCUGCCUGGUUCCCUGUAACUUGGAUUCUCACAGUGAGGGAACCGCCAGAAGGCCCUCGGCACUGGACCUCAGUGUCCGGGCUCAACGAUUGGGGUGGAGAGAAGCCCCCCAGAUGCUGCGUUGGCCUCGCAGCUCCCCUAAGCCCCAGUCGCCACGGCCAGUGGUCACAAAGCCCAGAAGCAUCUUGAGGGCCGCGGGUUGCCCACCCCUGGCCCACUGUUCCUGUCUGCAGAGGAGGAACUGUCACUCAGUGCAAGGAAGGCUAACUUCUGGGUUCAGUUGCAGUGCCAAUGAGCUCACUACUCUGCAAUGUGGGACGGGGGUCUUUCCAAAAAUCUCUUCACUAGCAUUGACCCAAACCAGUCUUCUCCAGGCUGGCACCCUCCAGAUCUUUGGGACUACAACUCUCAUCAGCCCUUGCUAGCACGUCCAUGCUGCCUACGGCUAAUGGAAGUUGUAGUCCAUACUGUCUGGAUGGCACCAGGUUGGAGGGGGGGGGAAGCUAGUGUGUAAUGCUCUGAGCCUAUUGCAAACACACCUUCCUGCUUAUCGUGCACUCCCUGACUUGACUUGGGAAAAGAGCCAUUCCUGUUGCAAUACAGCGUGUUGCUCUUGGCUUUUAUUUUAAUUUUGAUACCCAGAUAAUAAACUUACUUUCAUGUAACUCUAGCAGUUGGUUCGAAAUGAAGUAAUUGCUGUGGUUAAAAUAUAUCGUAUUUUUCAGACCAUAAGACGCACCUUUUUCUUCCUAAAAAGUAAGGGGAAAUGUAUGUGUGUCUUAUGCAGCGAAUGUGUGGUCCCUGGAGCCGAACUGCCCAGGGGCGAAAAGCAGAUCAUGCUUUUGGAAACAAAGCCGCUGAUCGGCAAGUGAUCAGGAGAGAGAUAAGGGACGCUAGAGAUAAAGGAGGCUGCCUGGGAGUGCGGAGGUAAAGACAGCAAACUUGCAAGGAGAGGAGACAGGAAGACUAAAGCAAUGAGGAGAGAAAUUAGAAGAAAAGGAGGAGCAAAAAACUGCUCCAGCUAAGGAAAAGACAUUAAGGCAAACAAGAAGGAAGGGGUUGUUGAAAGGAAGCAGCUGAUUGGUAAGCAAUCAGGAGGGAGAUUAGGGACGCAAUAAAGGAGGCUGCCUGGGAGCGGGGAGGUACAAGCCAAGGAUCCUCAGGAUUUUUGCAUUGGGUCACCCCAAAUUCAUCAUCAGAUCACAUAGCAUGUCCAUGGCUACAGCCUGCACCAAAAAAAUCACGCAUCCACUGUUUCGUGGGGCCGCAGUGACGCAAAAACGUGGUUACAAAGCACAGAUCCACAUGGAUCCUCAGGAUUUUUGCAUUGGGUCACCCCAAAUUCACCAUCAGAUCACAUGUCUGUGGCCACAGCAUGAACCACAAAAAUCAUACAUCCACUGUUUCGUUCAGAAUAUUCCCCCCCCCCGUUUCCCUCCUUUAAAAACUAGGUGCGUCUUACGGUCAGGUGUGUCUUAUGGAGCGAAAAAUACGGUACCUUAAAGCAGGAGGGUGACCAAAGAGUCAACCAUUUUUGCUAGUGAGAAAUUAUGGUUACCUGGAGCCUGGUUUGGCCGUUCUGUGGCUGAGGAACACCAGGGUCCCUGAGCAACAUUUUGCUCUUGGAAAGGGUGCUGCAGAACUUGAUGGGCGGCACUUAUUCUACCGUCGUUUUCCCUGAACAGUGUGCCCUGUGACAUGUUCAGUAAACGUGUGCAAACUGCACUUCCGGCAGCAGUAAUGAUAACACCGGUGAGGUUUGUUACCCCUCAAGUGAUCUCCUGGCACUGAAGCAGACGCAUCCUUUCUCUCGCCACCCAGACGACCCCGACCCCGACGAUGGCUUUAACUACAAGCAGAUGAUGGUGAGAGACGAGCGGAGGUUCAAGAUGGCCGACAAGGACGGAGACCUGAUUGCUACAAAGGAAGAGUUCACUGCUUUCCUGCAUCCUGAAGAAUAUGAAUACAUGAAGGAUAUAGUUGUGCAAGUGGGUACCACGCAGGGACACAUGGGUUAACUUAAGCCAGGGAGCAAGUAUAACUGUAUUUAAGUGACACGUUGCCACCCAUAUCCCACCUGCAAAAGGCUUAUGAAGUAGCAUUUUAAUGCUACUUCUGAAAUGUGUUCUGGUCAGGGUGGAUAAUAUUAAUGAUUUUUUAAAAAAUCAGAUUUUUAAAUUUAUUUAAAUCAGAUUUUUUAAAAUUUAAAUCGGUUUUUUUAGAUUUAAAUUGGAUUUUUAAAAUAAAAUGCUUUUGGAGGAAAAAUCUUUCUAAAGAUAGUUUUCUAUUUAAGUUACAUUCUAGUCCAAAGGCUGUUCAUCAGGAAAUAAGGAUUUGUUUUAAGUUUCUCAUGUGUGCUAAAACUCAGUCCAAGUUUUUUUUUUUUUUUAAAUUGUUUAACCACAUCAGUUAACAAACAUGGAUACAUAUGCCAUAAUGUUACUGUUUUAGUUAAAUAAAUUGUUAUUAAGGAAAUGAUUAUUUUUCUCCUUCCGAUAAAGUACAGCAGCAAAGCUGUCCAAGUAUAAACAGUGAACUUAUUAAACCUCACCAUAAUUUCAUAAUUAUCUUUCUAUGUAUUUCUAAUAGUACAACCAAAUCAGUCAUUUUUGAUUAACUGCUCUGAAAAUUUAUUAUUCCAAAAACGAAACCUUCGUUUGGUUGCAGAUAUUGAGAUUAUACCAGCAAGAAUGAGUCCUCCUGUAAAAAAAUGAUUUAAAUCAAGUCUUACCGACUAGUGAUUUAAAUCGUGAUUUAAAUCGAUUUGAUUUUAAUCAUAUCCACCCUGUUUCCGGUCAGCUUAUCAUUGCCACCUCUGGGUCGUAUGUGGAAGGCGAGGUUUCUGAACUUGUUCUGUGGGUGGGUGGUUUGGGAUGUUGACCCCUGUUCUCCCUUCUAGGGAUCUCUGUAUGUUCUAUAUUGAUCCUAAGGUUCUCUUCUUGCCUGCUGGAAAUCAUUUCUUAUGCUCGCUUCUCUUUGCUCUCUGGCAAAGAAGGGGCACCAUAGGUCCCACCUGAGCUUAAGCUGCGAUGCUGACGUUGGUUUUUCUCAACAGGAAACAAUGGAGGACAUUGACAAGAAUGGGGAUGGCUUCAUCGACUUGGAAGAAUACAUAGGUGAGCCAGACAUCACUUCCUUCUCCCCUCCUCCUCCUUUAGUUCAGAUCCUCGUUGUCAUUCCUCAAAGUUACUAUUAAAAUGCUGUAUUUAAAAUGGCUGCAGCCCACUUUUGGAAUGAAGGGUGGGUAGUGAAUUAAAUUAAGAAAUCCUCCCCAUUAUUAUGGUAACUGUGGGAGAGGCAGUCACACCCCAGAGGAACAGGGCUGGUUAUGGGUUGGCUGCCCAGUCCCUCCCAGUUUCAUUAAUACUGAUGUGUCUUUCAAGUUUGUGUUCCUCGGCAUCUUGGCAAAAGGGAAAAGAUUCCUGGAUAGACCAUUUAAAAUAAAAAGGUGCUCCCUUGUUGAUACUCACCUCCCCUUACCUUGCAUAAUCUCAUUCCCAGGCCGGCUGCUGAUCCAGGUGAUUUAAGAGUCAUUCUUGUUAUCAGCCUCACAUAGCCCUAUUCCGCGAUAGAUUUUUAUUCUUUUUUUUAGUGAUUGUUGCAAUAUUAUUUAUUUUUAUUAUCUAUUGAAUUUACCGUAUUUUUCACACCAUAGGAUGCACUUUUCCCCCUUCAAAAAUGAAGGGGAAAUGUGUGUGCGUCCUAUGGAGCGAAGACAGCAUAGCCGCGCGACCCUCUGCCGGCUGGAGAGGUGACACGCAGCUAUGGCAGCAGCCUCUUUAGCCGCGCGCCAUCUCUCCAGCCGGGAGAGCACGUGCUGGGCUAAAGAAGCCCCCCGCGACCCUCUCCCGGCUGGAGAGGUGACCAGCAGCUAUUGCAGCAGCCUCUUUAGCCGUGCGCCUUUGCGCUGCUCCCCGACCUGCUCUUUGGGGCUGGUGGUGGGCUUCCCCCUGCCAGCCCCAAAGAGCAGGUCGAAAGGAACCUGAAGCCUGGAGAGCACACCGACCCCUCUCGCUCUCCAGGCUUCCAAGGUAGCUGCCUGAAGGCGACUGAACGCACCUUAAACGGCACCUUGUUUUAGAGGGGGGAAACAAGAGGGGGGAAAUUCUCCCCUUCUCUGUGCAGCGCCUCCUGCCGCUUCGCUGAAGGGGCGCUUAGCAGAGAGGGGGAGAAUUUUUUUUUCUUGUUCUCCCCCCUCUAAAACAAGGUGCGUCCUAUUGUCCGGUGCGUCCUUUGGUGCGAAAAAUACGGUAUAUAUGCUUUGUGGCCUCUAUGUUGCAUUCCGCAAUAGAUUUUUAUUCUUUUUGUGUGAUUGCUGCAAUAUUAUUUAUUUUUAUUGUCUAUUGAAUUUAUCUAUUGAAUUUGGGGCCUUAGGUUAAAAUUUGCAACUGAGUCCAAUGGACACGUGGUUCUCAAGCCUGACCCAGUGUCUGCCUGCCUGUCUCUCUGCCUCUCUCCCCCUUCGCCACAGGCGACAUGUACAGCCAUGACGGCGACGCCGAAGAGCCUGAGUGGGUGAAGACGGAGCGAGAGCAAUUUGUAGAGUUCCGGGACAAGAACCGCGACGGGAAGAUGGACAAGGAGGAGACCAAGGACUGGAUCCUCCCCUCGGACUAUGAUCAUGCCGAGGCAGAAGCACGGCACCUCGUUUACGAGUCGGAUCAGAACAAGGUGAGUCUCUGUCAGGAUUCAGGGAAUUGGCUUCCUCCCCCAUGGCCAUAAAUGAGCAGAUCAAACGAAAGGAAUUCUGAAUCCCAGAAGCCAGAACAGCAACAGGGAUCUGGCUUCUGGGAUAGCCACGCAAAGCCUCUUCAGGGCAGCAGGAUGAAGGCUCCCCCUGCCCAGAAGAGGCUGCGCGUGGCUAUCCCAUAAGCCAGGACAGCGAGCGGGAUCACUGCGCAGCGAUCCCACUUGCUUAUGGGAUAGCUGCGCGAAGUCUCUCCCGGGCAGCGGGAUAAAGGCUCCCCCAAGAGCCGCACUCCCUUUAAAGAGUGUGCGGAGCGUGUGUGCGGGGGGUUCCCUCUUGGGGGCUUUUCCCCAAAGAGGGAGAAGGGCAGCCCUUCUCCCUCCUCAGGGAAAAGCCCCCAAGAGCUGCACACAUGCUCCACGUGGCUCUUUAAAGGGAGCACUGAGCAGAGCCUCCCGCCUGCAUUCGCUCCAUAAGACGCACACACACAUUUCCCCUUACUUUUUAGGAGGGGAAAAGUGCGUCUUACAGAGCGAAAAAUAUGGUAAUUCAGGGGUCGGCAAGGUUUACCUCGCCAGGGCCAGUUCACUCCCGCAGAGAUUGCUCUGUGGGCUGGAUCGCGUCUGCACAUACGCGAUUUCCGGUCCAGACACGAUUUCUGGUGCCAUGGAAGCAAGUCUCCACUCCGCACUGCGCUGCUUUAGCGCAGCGCGCAGAGACUUGCGAAGCGUGUGGCUCAGUUUGGGGGCGACUCAUGGGCCGUUUAAACGACCCACGUGGGCCAUAGGUUGCUGACCCCUGAGUUUGUUUCUUUAAUAAACACAGCUAAGGACAAAAGAAAGCGUCCACCCAGAACGGCAGUGCUCCCAAUUAAGCUUACAACCCGUCUGUCCCUAUUAAUCUACGUCACUCCUACGUCUUGUAAUCUGAACUUGUAGCACCCUCUGUCCUUUCUGUUCUGAAACUUUCUGAGCUCUUCUUGACCUUGGGGAGAGUGGAGGGAGGCUGUCCAGAGACUGUGGAUCUGUUAACCCUCUCCCUUCCAGUGUUUCUUCUCCUAGCUGUUCCCCAUCCAGUAUUUCCCAGCUUCUGCCUUCUGAACUAUGCCCCUCUGCAAGCCACUGUUCUAAAUCUAUACUGUCCUCCUGCUCCUGAGAAGAUGCAGGAGCAGGGGGAAGGGGGUGGCUCCUACCAUUCUUCCUCAGUGCAGCCCUCCUCAGCACGGUCCCAGACAGGCUCCCUUUUGCAGAGCGACUGGCUUUGUAAUUCCACAUCACUGGGUGUCGUUGAGGCCCAGGUGCCGAGAGGCCUGUCUCAGCAGAUCCCAGGGGACCAGGCCGCAGUUCCUAGGAAGCUGCCUUGUUCUGACUCAUUCCAUUGGUCCUUCCAGCUCAGUACUGUCUGCAUGGACUGACACACAUUCUGCAGGAUUUUAGACAGGGUUCCUCCCAGCCCUACCUGGAGUUGCCAGGGAUGGAAGCUCAUAUCUCCUCCUUUGAGAAAAUCCCAGCCCUGUCUUGUACACUUCGUACUGUAUACCUGUUGGGCCAGGGACCUGUUCCUUCCCUGCUCUGUAUGUCAACUAUCAGGCUGCUGCAGCUAAAUAGAAACCAAGUCCUCUGAGACAUUUUCCUGAUCAGCUCUGGUUGAAAUGAAUGGAAGCCACACAAGAGCUUCCAUUUAUUUUGACAGGGUUUGCUUGUGGGACUGUCUUGGGCGAUUGUCCCUCUUAAACAUUCAUUAGGACUCAUUAGGAAUAGUUGCCAAAGCGCCUGAGUUCUCCUUUUGUUCUUUAGGAUGGCAAACUCAGCAAAGAAGAAAUUGUGGACAAGUACGACUUGUUUGUGGGCAGCCAGGCUACGGACUUUGGGGAAGCCUUAGUACGACACGACGAGUUCUAA